This is a messenger RNA of Gossypium arboreum, 1846 nucleotides long. Its product is annotated as MADS-box protein SOC1-like. Gene Ontology annotation, biological process: positive regulation of transcription by RNA polymerase II. The record is from RefSeq and is a predicted model, not a curated record. Lineage: Eukaryota; Viridiplantae; Streptophyta; Magnoliopsida; Malvales; Malvaceae. Gene Ontology annotation, molecular function: RNA polymerase II cis-regulatory region sequence-specific DNA binding; protein dimerization activity; DNA-binding transcription factor activity, RNA polymerase II-specific. The transcript is spliced from 4 exons. The coding region runs from base 1280 to 1504 and encodes 74 amino acids.
UUAUUGGACUUUAAUAUGGACUUCUUCUUAUCUCCAUAGCGCGCCCUAAAUCCCCCAAAUAACUCUCAAAAUUUGCCCCCAAAUUUCCCAUUUCCAGCAACACCAAGUCAAUACAUCUAUUGUAUUUGUUCGGCUGAGAAAAAAAAAAGGGAAAGAAGGAGGUCGGGAACCGGCAAAGUUCGUCGGAUUUCACCCAUUUGUCAUCGGAGCUUCCAAAAAAAUAACUCUUUAUCUGAGUUUAUAUCACGGAUAUAGAAAAGAAUCGGGAAAAUGAAGGGAUCUGGACCUCUUGUUGCGACCGUGCUCGUUGCGUCUACAGUGGCUCUCACUUCGUCUUCAUCCGCCGAAGUCCAACAUGUUUCUUUUUCUCCAACCUCCUCCAACCAGGUUUAUUCCCCCCUUUUUAAUUAGAGCUUUUUUUCAUUCAGAAGUUAGAAAUUUGGCCUAAAUGUUUCUUUUUUCUUUAAUUUUGUAGAUAUUUUACUGGGAAAUUUUGGCUGCUUAAAUCUAUUAAUUCUAGUGCCUUGCUUCUGGAUCUAGAUUUACUCAUUUAAUUUCACUUUAGGAGCAUGAUUCAUUUGCUAAAUUAAAUAUUUGGUUCUUGAUCUUAACAUGGAACAAUUGAUUAUGUAGGAGUCACAGAACAUUGUGUCGAGGAAUCGUACGGCGUUAUUUAGGGGGUUAAAAUUGUAUUAUUAUUAAAAUUGUUUAGAUUUUAAUCGUAAUCCUUGCUGUGAUUGAAAGAUACUAUAUUUUGAACAUUCUUCUUCCAUUUCCAUCUAUAUUUUCUCUCAGAAAAUUCCAACACCAAGACCAUUAAGGGAAUUUCCUCUAUUUUCAACUAAAUCUGACCUUAUAUGGCUCUUCCAUUCAACUUGGAUGACUCAACCUAAGUUCAUUGUUGUUUUUCUUGCUCUUUUGCUAAGUUUGAGCAAUGGUAAACAUAAUGAAGUAAAGCUACAAUAUUGAACUAUCCCUGCCUUAGAAGCCAUUCUGAUUGAUAAUAAAUGAAACAAUGAAAGAGAGGAAUGCAUGUUUGUUUUUUAUGUUUUUCUUGUUUAUUUUCAGUGUGGGUUUGGCUGAGGGGCAUGGUAGGUUCUCCCGUGAAUAUUAGUCCUGUGUAGAAAGGGCUUGCAGAUUUCACCCAGAAGCUGAGCUCAGCCACAACUGAAUUGGAGAAAGCUGAAGCACAGAUUGGGAUUGAUGUUCAUGGCGCACUAAACUCAGCUCUCACAGGCUAACCGUUGUUUGCCAUUUUGUUCAUUGGAUAAAAGAGAAUAUGGUGAGAGGGAAAACACAGAUGAAGAGAAUAGAAAAUGCAGCAAGCAGGCAAGUGACGUUUUCAAAGAGAAGAAAUGGAUUACUCAAAAAGGCUUUUGAGUUAUCAGUGCUUUGUGAUGCUGAAGUUGCACUUAUUAUCUUCUCUACCAGAGGGAAACUCUAUGAGUUUUCUAGUUCUAGGAAAGAGGAUGCAAUAGCACGAGGUGACCGAGAUUCCGUUUAACAAUUUUCUUUAUUGUUGGAACAAGUCUUAUCCAAGAUCAAGAUCAAAGUACUUCACUAAGUUAUAUACGUAGGCAUUGCAAUACUUUGGCUUCAUCUAAGCUUGAACCAGCUGUUUGUUGUAUAUUGUUUCUUAUUCUUUUCUAAUCUUUUUCCUUUGAUUAAUGAGAGCUGGCGAUGAUUUGGCAUUAUUUUCUCACUAGGAUGAAUUUUGUUUUAGAAAUUGUAGUACUCUGUGUGUUUUUUUUAUGUAUUAAAUUACAUAUUGAAUCAAUGUUUAUGUAUUAAAUUUAAAUUCAUUAAUUUUUAUAUUUAACUUUGAAGUUUAAAUUUUAAUAGAAAA